CUCUCAUUUACAUCGUCGCCGCCGCCGUUCACACCAACCAGCACCCCGAUACAAUGGGCUACCGCGACGACCGGGAGGAGGAGGAGAACAUCCCGCUGCGCGCAGGCAGCGACGACGACGGCCACGAGCAGUUUGUCGUGCAUGCGCCCCGUCCGCGCUCAAAGUCGCCUACACUAUCGUUGCACACGCUCUUCCAGAAGCGCAACUGGCUGCUACUAUGCGUUUCGGCCAUCGCGAUCAUGUCAACCACCAUGCUGCUCGCUGGCAAGCGAUUCCCGUCGCUGAUCGGAAACAAGGCGUACCACGACCUCGUGACCGUGCCAAAGUUUGAGAAGUCGGACCCUAACGAGUCCUUCAACUACCGCUGGUACACCGAGGCCAAGCUACGCUGGCUGACGGCGUGUCUCGCGCGCGACGACUGCCCGGAAAACGCAGACAAGGUCAUCAUUGUCAACACGUACCACUGCCAGUGGGCCCUCGACGACGAAUACCACGGCGGCGAGGGUGUGUGGUGCCUCGGCCUCAUCAGGUCGUGGGAGCGCCAAGGAUACACCGUGUUACACGGUGGCGAUGUUGACUGGAGGUUCGUCUACAACAUCUACCGCCAGAUUCCCGACCUCGUCAAGGUCAUCUUAUCUGAUGACGGGAAUGACGACCGGAACGGCAACUGGAAGAAGUACACCAAGACGCUCGAACGCAAGGACGGCAUCCCGGUGUGGAAGUACUUUGGCGUGUCGUACUACAUGACGGGGUCGCAGACGCAGGUGGGCCACGCCUGGAUCGUGACGUGCGAGAACGACCCGCCCGAGCAGCACCACAUCGAGGUGCACAACGGCGUGGCGUGGCUGUACACUGGCGACGAGGACCUGCAGGUGCGCGCGACGCCCGACCACUCGCGCUUCACGUGGCUGGGAUACCCGUUGCACCCGUCGCCCGAGGAGACGCAGAUCACGCCGUGGCACGAGCGCAAGAACCGUGUGUGGGUCAUGACCAAGGAGGCGCACCUGUUCCACAACGGCCACCAGCAGGUGUACAACCUGAGCUUCUUCACCGACGCGCACAACGAGCUCUCCAAGGAGUUUGAGGGCUUCGAGUUUGUCGGCGGGUGGCAGGACCACCGGAACGACGAGGAGAAGGCGGCCAACCCGAUCCCGAAGGAGGUCAAGAACUUUGGCCGCCUCAACGCGACCGAGUUUGACAAGGAGUAUUCUGUCUCGCGCAUGAUGCUGGGUGUCGGCUCGCCGCCUCUCAGCCCGAGCCCGUACCGUGCCAUGAGCCGCGCCGUGCCCUUUGGCCACCCGCACCGCCUGCGCGACGACCUCAAGCCCGAGGACGACCCGCAGGACGACCGCAACUGGGGAUACCGCCAGCACGAGGGGAUGCAGCGGGUGCCAGAGCCAUACGCAUACCAGAUUGAAGCAUUCAACUACACUGCGUUUGUGGGCGCAAUCCGCAAGGCGUUAUCCACACCCCUCGAGUACCCGCUCCGCUUUGAGCGCAUGCGUGCCGAGCGCGCAGACAAGCGGUUGUCCGACUUUGUCGACGCCGACUGGCAUGGGUACGCCGAGGCGAUUCUCAACCGAAGAAUCGCGGGCACGGACACCGGCGAGGAGUUUGUUCUGUGAAGAGGACGCUAUCUCAAGGGACAUUGAUCAGUUUGGAUGGGAACGGCGCGAGGGCGGUGCCGGAUAGACUCUGUACCACUAAAUGUACUCGAUACAAUGCGUACAUUCU
Vanrija pseudolonga is the source of this 1734-nucleotide messenger RNA. RefSeq lists its product as uncharacterized. Lineage: Eukaryota; Fungi; Basidiomycota; Tremellomycetes; Trichosporonales; Trichosporonaceae. The transcript has 5 exons. Bases 54 to 1625 code for a protein of 523 amino acids. The record is from RefSeq and is a predicted model, not a curated record.